Molecule: messenger RNA, 576 nt
Organism: Penicillium paradoxum
Lineage: Eukaryota; Fungi; Ascomycota; Eurotiomycetes; Eurotiales; Aspergillaceae
Exons: 2
Coding region: 1-576 (191 amino acids)
Biological process (GO): amino acid activation for nonribosomal peptide biosynthetic process; secondary metabolite biosynthetic process
Cellular component (GO): cytoplasm
Molecular function (GO): catalytic activity; phosphopantetheine binding
Source: RefSeq, a predicted model, not a curated record
AUGGAAGAAGAGAGGCUAGCCCUGGAUAACAACUACUCCAGACUUGGUGGAGGCUCAAUCAUGGCUAUGAAGCUAGUCUCGGUUAUCCGUUUGUCUGGCUACCAUUCAUCUGUGACAGAUAUCUUCCGCAAUAUGCAGCUGCGCGACCUACAAAGGCAAGAUGUUGAGGCCACUGUCUCUGCACCUCGAAGCGCCGUUCAGUACAAUAUGCUGUAUAUGAACAAGGAAAUUGAUGUCGACUCAUUGGUGACUUGCUUCAACAAGCUUGUUGCAAGGCACCAUAUUCUAAGAACAAUCUUUGUCCGGGAUUCCGGCCACAUGCUACAGAUAGUACUGGAGAGACUUUUUCUAUCUGACUUUGAACGCUUCACCGAUGAGCCCGUGAGCCAAUGCUGCAAAUAUCUUGCUAAGGACGAUAUCAAGAUUGAUCCAUAUUUUGAGUUUGGGAAGACAUCUCUUGGGCUAUUUGUGGUUCAUGGGGCCAAAGAGAACGGCUUCAUGAUUCACAUCUCACAUGCCCAGUAUGAUGGAAUCUCCUUCCCAGGUAUUCCCCGCCAGCUAGAGAUGCAAUACUAA